UGCCAUCAGAAUUCGCACCCCGCACACUCCGAAAAGCCAUCGCCAGGCUUUUAGGUCAUGGCGAGCCUUGGGAAGAAGACGGGAAAUAGCGGCAACAUUCGGCAGUUUCGCUCCGGCGACCCCAUGGACGAAAAGGAGUCCAACCGGACGUGGGAUUGCCUGAAGCAUGCAAUCCACCAGAUCCAUCAGCAUAACGCAUCCUCCCUGUCCUUCGAGGAGUUGUACCGGAAUGCCUACAACUUGGUACUGCACAAGUACGGCGAGCUCUUGUACAACGGCGUCCAGAACGUGGUAGCGGACCACUUGAAGAUCGUUGCGCAAAGCUGCAUCGAGUGCCCCGAUGACCGGCUUCUAGACGAGCUGAAGAAGCAGUGGGAUGACCACAAGACCACCAUGGUCAUGAUUCGCGACAUCCUCAUGUACAUGGACAGAAACUUUGUGACGCAGUACAAGAAGGUUCCGGUGUACGAGAUGGGUCUCAUCAUCUUCCGGGAGAAGGUUUCAGGCCACCCACGCGUGAAGACGCACUUGAUGACUCUCAUGCUGGACAACAUCAAUGCAGAGCGAAGAGGGGAGCAGGUGGACCGCAUUCUACUGAAGCACACAGUGAACAUGCUGGUGGAACUUGGCGUUCAGGGCAAGAAUGUGUACCGCGAAUGCUUCGAGGAUCAGUUCCUAGACCACACGAGGAAGUUUUAUCAGGACGAGUCGAAGCAGUACAUUUCGCAGAAUCCCUGCUCAGACUACCUGAAGAAGGCGGAAAGGCGAAUUCGCGAAGAGAAGGCACGUGUGCAGAACUAUCUUCAUGAGUCAACUAUGGAGAAGAUACAGGAGCUUUGCGAUGAAGAGUGGAUCUUGGUGCACUACAAGACCUUGAUUCACAUGAACAACUCAGGGUGUGCCUGGAUGUUCGAGCACGACAAGGUCCAAGACCUAGAGAGGAUGUAUGUGCUCUUUAGCCGAGUGCCUCAGACGCUGAAGGAAGUGCAGAAGGUGAUGAUGGACUGCAUGUGCGAAGCAGGACGGGACGUGCUGAACGACCCGGACAAGGUGAAGGAUCCAGUGUCCUUCAUCACAGCAAUCCUGAACCUGAAGCACAAGUACGACAGGUUUGUCAAGGAGUCCUUCAAAGAGAGCAAGGACUUCCAGCUUGCCCUGAAGCAGGCCUUUGAGUCCUUCCUCAACAAGGACACACGCACGGCUCAGUACUUGUCGCUCUACGUGGAUGACCAGUUCCGCAAGGGCCUGAAGGGCAUGUCCAGCGACGCGGACGUGGAUGCAGCCCUAGAGCAGGUGGUCACGGUAUUUCGGUUCUUGCAGGACAAGGAUGUCUUCGAGAACUUUUACAAGCAGCAUCUGGCUCGCCGUCUUUUGACAGGGCGGAGCGUCAGCGACGAGGCGGAGCGGAGUAUGAUCUCCAAGCUGAAGAGUGAAUGCGGACAUCAAUACACCUCCAAGCUGGAGGGCAUGUUCCAGGACAUGAAGCUCUCAGAGGACAUCAUGAAGCAGUACAAGAACUCCUUCGCCACUUCCGCGGCGCGAAGUUCCAGACCAGGACCGGCAUCUUCUUCCGCAUCAGCCAUCGACCUGAAGGUGUCGGUGCUGACGAGCGGCUUUUGGCCAGGCCCGCCAGGGGCGCCCUGCGAGCUGCCGCCGGAGGUGCAGGAGUGCUGCAGCCGCUUCGAGACCUUCUAUCUUGCGAAGCACACAGGGCGCAGGCUCUCCUGGCAACCCCAGCAUGGCUUUGCGGACCUCAAGGCGCACAUGCCCAAGUCCAAGCACGAGCUGAACGUCUCCACGUACCAGAUGUGCAUCUUGAUGCUUUUUAACCAGCACGGAAACCUGAGCUAUCAGGAUUUGCAGCUCCGAACCAACAUCCCUUUGGAGGAGUUGAAGCGGCAUUUGAUGAGCCUCUACGUCAAUCCCAAGGCCAAGAUUCUGGUGAGACUGGACGCAGACAAGGAGAAAAAGGAUCUGGAGGACAGCGACCAGUUCGCGGUGAACCCUCAGUUCGAGAGCAAGCUCUUGCGGAUCAAGGUACCACUGGUGCAGCUCAAGAGCGCGGACGGGCCAACCAUGUCACGGGAGGCUCCUGACGGCUCUGCGGGCGGCGAUGUGCCUGCCACGGUGGAAGAGGACAGAAAGCAUCUGGUGGAGGCAGUCAUUGUUCGCGUCAUGAAGAGCCGAAAGCAGCUGGAGCACAACCAGCUUGUGAUGGAGGUUACCCGACAUCUCACCGCCCGCUUUCAGCCGUCGCCGACGCUCAUUAAGCAGCGCAUCGAGAAGCUGAUCGAGCGGGAGUACCUGGAAAGAUCGCAGUCGGACAGGAGAGUCUACAACUACUUGGCCUGAGUGCAUUCCUCGCUGGCGGUGGUUCCAGCUUCAUCCAGAGUUCAAGAGAUAAGAUAGGCCACAGCCGGUUGAUUGGUGCGGCAAGAGCAUGGAGUGAAC
This is a messenger RNA of Effrenium voratum, 2451 nucleotides long. Lineage: Eukaryota; Dinophyceae; Suessiales; Symbiodiniaceae. The record is from the annotation of a GenBank genome assembly.